Molecule: messenger RNA, 645 nt
Organism: Fonsecaea monophora
Lineage: Eukaryota; Fungi; Ascomycota; Eurotiomycetes; Chaetothyriales; Herpotrichiellaceae
Exons: 2
Coding region: 1-645 (214 amino acids)
Source: RefSeq, a predicted model, not a curated record
AUGAGGUUUCAAGAGGCAUCGACGGGGAUGAAAGUCUGGAUGGAUCGCAAAGCCCAUCACGCGGCCGCACCCCAGCUACACUUGUUACACGAACUCGACCCCUCCCGGGCCUCGGAUGCCCACCCUGUCGACGGAAAGGGGAGGCGACGACGGACGUGGGCACAACCGGCCAGGCAUGAGCAGGCAGACUACAAGCACAACCAUGAGCACGGCCGUCGACGAGCACAGCAGCAACAGUGCGGCGAGCAUGUGAACUACGCCUUGUCCGAGAAGGUGGCCACAUACCCGAUCGAGACCAUAAGGAGCACCCCUGUACUCGAUCGCCCUCGACGUGUCGGUCAAGAAGGCGUCGAGGCUGGUGUGUUCAACCCCAUGACCACGUUGGUGUACUACGACGGGCAUGUGGAGACGAACUUCUACGAUAACUCGGAGCUGUCGGUGAUCAGCACCAUGAUGAUGAACAUUAGGUACCUACCCGGUGACCAGCGCCUACGAGAUCAGAUGUAUGGUUACGGUACUGGUGUAUCUGGAGGAAAGGUGCUCUACGCCAGGACCACGGCCUCGGUCUCGGGACAUCAGCGACGAUAUGGUCGUAUUCAGCGACUACUCGGUGGGCAAGAUAAAGUACGCACUUACGGACAUUAA